Molecule: messenger RNA, 780 nt
Organism: Didymella exigua CBS 183.55
Lineage: Eukaryota; Fungi; Ascomycota; Dothideomycetes; Pleosporales; Didymellaceae
Exons: 2
Coding region: 1-780 (259 amino acids)
Biological process (GO): intracellular protein transport; vesicle fusion
Cellular component (GO): SNARE complex; endomembrane system
Molecular function (GO): SNAP receptor activity; SNARE binding
Source: RefSeq, a predicted model, not a curated record
AUGGCGACCAACCCGCCGCAGCUGUUCCUGCUCGCCGACCACAUCAAGCUCUCGCUGCUGGAGCGCCAGCGGGCCGUCUCCCUCAACCUCCCCUCGCACGGGCAGGACAGCCAGAUCUCGCGCUCACUGGAGCAGUUGCGCUCCGGUAUUGAGUCGCUCGAGUCGCAGGUCGAGGACACAUCCGAUGAGUCUAUAACAAGCCAGCUCCCGCGCCUGCGGACCCAGCUCAACGAGCUCUCCGCCCAGUUCUCCUCCUCGGCGUCCACCAGCUCUCCCACAACCACACAGCCAAACGACCGUGCUCUCGCAGACGACUUCGCAGCUGCCCAGUCCAAGUCGCGCCGUGCGUCGAAAAGCGUGCGCUUCACAGACAACGAGCAAGGCGACAGCGAUCCCAGCCGCGCGGCCCUCUUCAACCAGCCGUAUCGCGACGAUCCCUCGCACGACGCAGAGGCACCGCCAGACCAGUCGCAUCUCGACAACCAGCAGAUCCACGAAUACCACAGCCAUGUACUACGGGAGCAGGACGACCAGCUCGACACGUUGAGCGCGUCCAUUGGGCGGCAGAGGGAGCUGAGCAUGCAGAUUGGGGACGAACUCGAUGGACAGGUGAUGCUGCUGGACGAGGUCGAGGAAGGCGUGGACAGACACGACGCACAGUUUCGACGAGCGAGGGGGCGGCUGGACCGCUUCAGCAGGAAGGCGCGCGAGAACUGGAGCCUGACGCUUAUUGUGGUGUUGAUCAUCAUAUUGGUUUUGCUGAUCAUCGUCACCAAAUAG